AUGUCACUCGAUGCAAGCGACAAGCCUGUCUUCAAACCACUUUCACAGUCCGCUGCACAAUCUGCACGAGAUGCAAUUGACGUUACAAGAGGACAAUUGCGUAAAGUACCAAUCCCUCCCCACAGGAUGACACCUUUGAAGAAUGAAUGGCCCAAGAUCUAUACCCCUUUGGUUGAAAUGGCAAAGUUGCAAGUCCGUAUGAAUGUGAAACGCAAGACUGUCGAGAUUAAGUCAUCUAAACAUACCCCAGAUAUUAGCAUGCUGCAAAAAGGUGCCGACUUUGUCAAAGCAUUCGCUUUAGGAUUCGAAGCGGAUGAUGCCAUUGCUUUGUUGCGAAUUGAUGAUCUAUUCUUGGAUAGUUUCGAGAUUAAAGAUGUCAAGACCUUACACGGAGAUCAUCUUUCUAGAGCGAUCGGUCGUAUUGCAGGUAAAGACGGACGAACAAAAUUUGCAAUCGAGAACGCAAGUAGAACACGAUUGGUGGUAGCCGAUACAAAGAUUCAUAUCCUUGGCUCAUUCACAAACAUUCGUAUUGCCAGAGAUGCAGUCGUUUCUUUGAUUCUUGGUUCUCCACCGGGUAAGGUCUACCACAACCUUAAAACGAUCAGUGCCCGUCAAAGGCAACGUGGAUGA
Meira miltonrushii is the source of this 633-nucleotide messenger RNA. Its product is annotated as eukaryotic type KH-domain type I. The record is from RefSeq and is a predicted model, not a curated record. Gene Ontology annotation, cellular component: nucleolus. NCBI's taxonomy places the organism in Eukaryota, Fungi, Basidiomycota, Exobasidiomycetes, Exobasidiales, Brachybasidiaceae. The transcript has 2 exons. Gene Ontology annotation, molecular function: RNA binding. The coding region runs from base 1 to 633 and encodes 210 amino acids.